This is a messenger RNA of Erythranthe guttata (spotted monkey flower), 2815 nucleotides long. Lineage: Eukaryota; Viridiplantae; Streptophyta; Magnoliopsida; Lamiales; Phrymaceae. The record is from RefSeq and is a predicted model, not a curated record.
GAGAGAGAGAGAGAGAGAGAGAGAGAGAGAGAGAGAGAGAGAGAGAGAGAGAGCAUGGAUAGAUUUGCGUCGUUGAAGGCGGCGGUGGAAACGGCGGCGCUAGUGGACGCCCACGCGCACAACAUUGUGGCGGUCGACUCCACGUUCCCUUUCCUGAACUGCUUUUCCGAGGCCACCGGCGAUGCCUUAUCCGAUGUACCACACACCAUCAAUUUCAAGAGAAGCUUGAAAGAAAUUGCAAAACUGUAUGGUUCCGACGUAUCAUUGGAUGCUGUUCAAGAAUACCGGUCCAUCUCUGGAGUGGAAUCAGUAACUGCUAAGUGCCUCAAAGCUGCUAAAAUCUCAGCCAUAUUCAUUGAUGAUGGACUUGAGCUAGACAAAAUGCACGAAAUUGAGUGGCACAAGGAAUUUGUACCAUACGUUGGUAGAAUAUUAAGAAUUGAACACGUGGCUGAGAAGAUCCUUAAUAUGGAAAGACCAGGUGGAAUUACAUGGACAUUGGACUCUUUUACAGAACAAUUCACAGAUAACCUGAAAUCACAUGCUGAUAGAAUCGUUGGGUUUAAAAGUAUAGCUGCAUACCGUAGUGGACUUGAAAUUGACACAAACGUUUCAAAGAAGGAUGCCGAAGAGGGCCUUAAUGACGUUUUACGAGCUGGAAAGCCUUUCCGCAUCACAAAUAAAAACUUCAUUGAUCACAUCUUCAUCUAUGCAUUGGAGGUUGCCCAAUGUUUUGGCUUGCCAAUGCAGAUUCACACAGGUUUCGGAGAUAAAGAUCUAGAUUUAAGGCUAUCCAAUCCCCUUCAUCUUCGCAAUAUUCUCGAGGAUAGUAGAUUCAGCAAGUGUAAAAUUGUUCUUUUACAUGCAUCAUAUCCUUUCUCCAAAGAAGCAUCAUAUCUGGCCUCUGUGUACUCUCAGGUGUAUCUGGACUUUGGGCUGGCAGUUCCAAAACUUAGCUUUCAUGGGAUGGUUUCCUCAGUCAAAGAGCUCUUGGAUUUAGCACCAAUAAAGAAGGUAAUGUUCAGCACUGAUGGCUGUGGUUUUCCAGAGACCUUCUAUCUAGGUGCUAAAAAAGCACGUGAGGUUGUGUUCUCUGUUCUGCGUGAUGCUUGCACUGAUGGAGAUAUUUCAAUUCCGGAAGCUCUUCAAGCUGCUAAAGACAUAUUUUCUGAAAAUGCAACACAGUUAUACAAUAUUAAGACUGUUUCAGAAUCUUUUGAUUCUAAUGACAUUGCACUCCCCUACUCUAUGAAGUUGGACUUAACUGCUCCUGUUAAGGGUGUUGCAUUUGUUCGCAUUAUUUGGAUUGAUGCUUCUGGACAGCAUAGAUGUCGAGUGGUUCCUCAAAAACGUUUCCAUGAUCUCGUUUCGAAGAGUGGUGUUGGACUAACCUGCGCUUCGAUGGGUAUGUCUUCGCACACGGAUGGUCCUGCUGAUGAAACUAAUCUAACUGGAGUGGGUGAAAUCAGACUCAUUCCUGAUCUAUCAACCAAAAGAAUAAUUCCCUGGGCAAAAGAACAGGAAAUGGUUCUGGCUGACAUGCACCUUAAACCUGGAACACCGUGGGAGUAUUGUCCCAGAGAGGCGCUGCGAAGAGUUUCAAAAGUUUUGAAAGAUGAAUUUAACUUGGUAAUUAAUGCAGGUUUCGAGAAUGAGUUUUAUCUCUUACGGAGUGUGCUGGUGGAUGGGAAAGAAAAAUGGGUACCAUUUGAUGCAACUCCUUACUGCUCCACAGUAGCAUUUGAUGCUGCUUUUCCUAUACUUAAUGAAGUUGUGGCUUCUCUUCAGUCGUUGAAUAUCGCUGUGGAACAGCUGCAUGCAGAAGCUGGGCAUGGUCAAUUUGAAAUCGCAUUGGGUUACACAACCUGUGAAAAUGCAGCUGACAACUUAGUUUACACACGUGAAGUUAUACGGGCUGUGGCCAGAAAACAUGGAUUAUUGGCGACUUUUAUACCCAAGUACGCUCUUGAUGAUAUUGGCUCUGGAUCACAUGUGCACAUCAGUUUGUCCGAGGACGGAGAAAAUGUAUUUAUGGGCAGUAGUGGAGCAACUAGAUAUGGAAUAUCCACGAUAGGGGAGGAGUUCAUGGCUGGAGUGUUGGAUCAUCUUCCUUCAAUACUGGCGUUUACAGCACCACUUCCAAAUAGUUACGAUCGUAUACAACCAAAUACAUGGAGUGGAGCGUAUCUAUGCUGGGGGAUGGAAAACAGAGAAGCUCCUAUAAGAACCGCUUGCCCUCCUGGAACCCCAGAUGGAUCUGUAAGCAAUUUUGAGAUAAAGGUAUUCGAUGGUUGUGCAAAUCCUCAUCUGGGCCUGGCUUCCAUAAUUGCUGCUGGGAUUGACGGCCUACGCAAACACACUACUUUACCCGAACCAAUUGAUGAUAAUCCAGACAAUUUCAAAGACAAAGUGAAAAGGCUACCUACGUCGCUCUCCGAAUCUGUUGAAGCCCUCGACAAAGACACAGUUCUGCGAGAUUUGAUCGGUGACAAGGUUUUGAUUGCCAUCAAAGGGAUUAGGAAGGCUGAGAUCAAGUACUAUUCGGAAAAUAAGGAUGCCUGGAAAAAUCUGAUUUACAGAUAUUGAGGUCACUGAUAAUCCUCAAUCGUCUUCAUAAAGUUAACAUUGGUUGAAACUUUGUUGUAUUUCUUUUCUGUCUAAUUCCUUAAAAAUCAAUUUCAUAAACCUAAUUGUUGUCGUCAUCAACUCACAAGUAUUAUUCUCUGUUGUUGUCAUGAACGCACAUGUAUUCGAUAUGUUUGUUUGUUAUGUCUGUAAAAGAAAGCUUCACGUGUUGAGAAUACUUUGUCCAUGU